AUGAGCUAUCGUGCAAUCCAGCGCCUGCGAGAGGAACGAGAAUCCACAGCCCGAGAUGAUGACGGCUCAGAUACUGAGGAUGACUAUGAUGGGCCACCUGUAAGAUCAAGUGGGUUUGCCGCAUCCUUCAUGGAUAACUCAUCAUCUUCAUCGUCAUCGGAUGGUGAGAGUGGAGACGAGGAGGAUGAUGAUGCGUCGGCCAAAUAUGAUGCGGGCGAAAAUGUAAUACAGAAGCAAAGAUCAAAAUCAAGUGAUCAAAAAGCUGGUGUUGCACCAAGAGAAGAAAACUUGGACGAAAUCCUCAACGAGUUUAAGCUGCAGGAUGAUGAAGCACCGAACAAGGUCGAAAACAGCUCUACUUCAGCUCCAUGGUUCGACAUUAUAACGUCGUCAAUCGAUCUUCGAGAUUUGGAUUUUGACUUUGUGAUGAGAACCUCUCUUCUUGGAGGUGGCGACUCAGAAGCAUCUUCUCGUGCUGGAAAUCGUCGCGGGAGACAAGCGAACCUCUUUGGACCUCCAAAAGAUGGAUGGCCACGAGCUCCCCGAUAUGUUGGAGGGGGAAUUGGAAUGGUAACCUAUGAAAGUGCCCCUCGACAACUGCCGUGGCCAUAUUCGGACUUGAAAACUGGAGACGAAAGAUGUGCACCAGACAGCGAGUGCUUUUCUUUCCAAUACUCUGACUCUUAUCAGCGAGAUUGCAGAGACUUUGGACGCGUUCAGAUGUCUGGUGAUGUCAAUAUGUUGGCUCUCUUUUGCGCCCAUCAUCCUUUUUCUAUUGAUGCUUUGUUGCAACUGUCAACAGUUUUAUACCAAACGAGUCAAAGUCAGGAAGGGCACGUUCUCAUCCAGCGGGCACUUUGGGUUUACGAGUGCUCCUUCUUGAAUUCAUUUAUAAAGAAGACUUUUGGUUUUAUGGACCAUGAUUUACAGGAAAACCAAGCUUUCUUCGAGACCCUAUUCCGUAUGGUUAGAAUCUGCCACGUAGCUGGUCUUCCACGAGCUGGACUUGCCUACUCAAAACUUUUGCUGUCGUUGGACCCAUUGCGAGAUCCCAAGAAUAUGCUUUUAGUUUUGGAUCACUUUGUCACACUCGCAAAUACGAAGGAAGAUGAUCAAUGGCUUGUUGAUUUCAUGGAGAGCGAAACGAUCAGUAUUUUCGAACGUCGCGAGGAUGGAUCAAAAGAAUACGAAUGUCAGCUAGAGAGCCUCCCAAACUUGGCAUAUUCCUAUGCCCUGGCUCUUUACCGUAACUUUCAACGAGAACAGACCACUAAAUCAGAGGAUAAAGCCAAGGGUGCAAUGAAAAGGGCGCUGCUCAACUUCCCAUCAGUUUUUGAGAGAAUCCUUUCAAAGAAUGAUGUUGACGUGUCCAGUGCUACAUUCCAGAAAGGUCUGCAGUACACAAAAGAGCGAUCCAUUCUUGUCUUGAACGCUAUUUCAAGUGCCGUUGGAGACAGCAAAGAGAUCCAGUCAAGGAUAGCCCAGGCCCACGAUCUUACUAUUAGAAUUUUUGUGGAUUCCAACUUCAAGCUUUGGGGUUUAUCGAAUAUUCACGCUUUUAUGCUCUCUUGUAUCGAAGAGUUGGGAGAAGAGCCAGUGAAGCCCUUGGACCCUGCUCUCCUUCGAUACGCUAAUUGCGAUCCUGUAGAUUUCGUUGACAGGUUUCAAACGAUGCCAGCCGAGGCGAACCCCUUGGAUAGAGGGCUUGUUGCACACGCCAUGAAUGUCGAAACAAACCGCCCAAGAUUCAUGCAGAGAGCUGCACAAGGUGGGAGAGACGACCAAAUGAUGGAAAUGAUUGCCAAUGCACAACAACAAGGAUUUGCAGGACCACCAACCGAGAUGAUUGACCCUGACUGGCCGCUUUUGGAAGUGUUUUGGAGAUCAGCUCUACCUUGGGCUCAUGUUGAAGGGGUGGAACGCCCGCCAGAGUAA
Messenger RNA from Cylindrotheca closterium, 1935 nucleotides. Lineage: Eukaryota; Bacillariophyta; Bacillariophyceae; Bacillariales; Bacillariaceae. The record is from the annotation of a GenBank genome assembly.